AUGUAUAUUCUAUCUACCUUUGUAGUAGCCAUAGAGACGCCUUGGCAUAAACGACCAUAUCAAUUUAGAAUGCAACUCUUUUCUAGACCAGAUAACAAAGGACAAGUUCAAACUGUUCGUGCAAACAAUGACGCAUCUUCAUUCUGCCGGAAUUUGGCAUCCAAAAGAGUAGGUUCAUAUGAAUUAAAUGAUCCUUUAGUUAAAAUUACUUUUUAUCGGUCACUGGAUUGUAAAGGAGCUCCAAUAGUGACUUAUCAUCCACAAGAAUCAAUAACAAGAAAGAGUCGUGUCAUGAUUAAAGCAAAAUCUUUUUCUAUUACAAAAGUUAAACCUAUUAGAUUAAGAUAA
Molecule: messenger RNA, 348 nt
Organism: Cokeromyces recurvatus
Lineage: Eukaryota; Fungi; Mucoromycota; Mucoromycetes; Mucorales; Mucoraceae
Exons: 3
Coding region: 1-348 (115 amino acids)
Source: RefSeq, a predicted model, not a curated record